CUCGCUUAUUGGCUGCCUGGAAUGUCAAUCAUUGUUACUCGUUCCCGUUGUCUCUUCAUCAUGAAAUGCGGUAUGUAGGUUACCCGUCUUAAAACCUAAAUCUGAUGACCAGUGUUAGAAACUGAACGAAGCUGGAAUGGCGCCGACAACGGAGUCCAGGCUGAAUGUUGACUCUCUGAGUAAGAAAGAUGUGCUGCUGCUCUUCAGUGUUCUGGAGGGAGAACUGGAGGCCCGAGACCUCGUCAUCCAGGCACUCAGGGCCCAGCGCAGGGAAACAUAUGUGUGGGAGCGCUAUGGGAAGUAUGAUCUGAGCGAUCCCUUCCUGGCCCUGCAGAGAGACAACGAGGCUCUUCGGAGCUCUGCCCAGGGGAGAGGAAAUGGCACAAGUUGUUCACAGAGACGAGAGACAGACAUCAAACGCUCAGAUCCACUGACCAUGCUCAGGCUGGUGGUAGGGCAAUGCAGGAGAAUGCAGGAGAAGAUGCUGAAGCAGCUUGCAGCUGCCGAGAGCAGACACAGAAGGGUCAUUGCUGAUUUGGAGGAGGAGAAGAGGAGGCAUGCUGAGGAUACAGCUGAGGGAGAUGAUGUCACAUGCAUUUUAGAGAAGGAACGAGAGCGCCUCCUACAGCAGUUGGAGUUUGAAAAGUCAAAGUUCUCCCGCAUGGAGAAAGAAAACAAGCGAUUACAAGCUCAGCUGGAGGAUGAGCGUGUACAACACAAGCAGCUUAUGGGUGCUCUGGGCCGCGAGUGCAAACGCUCAAGUGUGCGUGCCCAUGAGGAGGGACAGCGCGCCAAUGAACUUAGUCGCCGCCUGGAACGGCAACGUGCCACCAAUCAAACCCUGAAGGCUGAGCUUGAAGAUGAGAAGAAGUGUGCCAUGCAGAUGGAGGCAAGGAGGGAAGAGCUGCUGGCUGAGUUUGAUACAGAAAGGGAGCAGCUGAGUCUGCGGCUGAGACGGGAAGAGGCGUGCAGCAGUGCUCUACAAGAAGAGUUAGAGAGGCUGAGGAGAGAGAUACGACAGCUCAGGGGGGAGGUGGACAAUGAGGAGCAUAGAAAUGAGUUUGGGGAGAUGAGAAAUGGUUCAGUGGAGUGUGGAACAGAAAAAUCAGACAUGAUCCAGCUGAAAAUGAAUGGUCAUCAAACACCAGUAGAGGAAAGAGGGAGUGGCUUAAGUCAUGAAAAUGGAGAAGAAAAUGGAGCUUUUCUUUCCAUCCUAAGCCCUGACCAUAAUGAACUGACUAAUGGGAAUAUGUCCUCCACUAAUCUAAAUAAUGAGAGUCUCUCAACCUGUGGCACAGGCUGCUCUCCAGAGACAAGCUCUAGCCUACAGGCUGCCUACCAGGCUGGGAUCCAGCAGCGUUUCCAUGCGGCGCGUCACAAAUUUCAGUCCGUUGCUGAGCAAGACCCCCAAAUGGGCUCAUCGGUCCCUCAUUCCCCUCGUGAUCUUUCACCCUGCGCCACCAUGGAUCCUCUAACAGAAUGCAGCAACUCCAAACAGACAGGCCGCACCACAGUGACUCAGGCUCUUAGCCGCUUUAGCACCAAAACAGCGACAACACCUAACAGCUCACCUUUUGGCACAGACUACCGUGCCGUGGCCCCAUCUGGAGCACUGUCUCCUGGAAUUCGCUCACCUACAAUCUCCAGGGUUGAUAGAGGGAUCCCUCCACCCAUUCCCCCUAAAAAACCCGGUCUGGCUGAGACCCCACCCUCCCCGGCUACCCUCCGAGCUGCCCACAUGGCUCAAAUAUUAGCCGGGUGUGGCCGUAAAAGCACAGAAAACAGCAAAGAACCAGACCUGCUGUUGUCUUCCAGGAGCUAACAAGCACAUCAAAGUCAACUAGCCAUGGGUUCUGUAGUGGCUUCUGUUUUUGUUUUUUGUUUUUUAAAAUUAAUUCAGAUCUAUUGCUGCCACAUCACCAUGUUUUUGCCCGCUAUAGUAAUACCAUUAAUCACAGACUUUAUUAUAUGAAGCCAUAUCAUAUCAUUUAAACGCUUAGUAAAGAAUAACACACAACAGGGCAUGCUUUUAUUGGAAAGUAAUAAUGCAUGGCUGGUGUGACACCUGGAUUCCACCCUGAACUGGUUUGUUUUUGUAUCAUGGCCUGAAGAGUGUUCUUCCACUUCAAUUUGCCAGCAGUGGCAGGUUUUAUUUAUUAACGAAAGCUUUAAAACCGUUUAUAGUUACAUUUAGUGGUCUGGAACGUCUGUGAGUUCCUGUUAUCACUUGUCAUAUUAUAACGGCUAUAAACAGUCAUUAGCUCUCUAGCCUCUCUUUUUUUUUCCUUACUCAUGAACUUAAUAAUACAAAAAACGCAGCUUGAUAUGUUAGAAAGAAACUGGAAAGUAUUAAGGCCUCUGUCCUGAAGACUUUCACAAAGACUUUUACAAGACCCUGAAUAACUAUUUCCAAAUAUUGACACUCCAGAUGAGUUCUGUAAAUGAAACAUAAAUGUCAGAAACAGAAAACUUCACCAUCUCAUCAAGUAUAGUUUAAUCAUUGAGAAUCCACCAUAUAAUUCACAUUGAAUGAGCUGUUUCUAAAGAAAGAAUACCGGAUUAGCUCAAGCGCAUUAGUAUCGAUCAUCAGUAUAAAAUCAUAGUUUAUGUUACAGCUGGAACUACUGUCAGAAAAGAAAACUUUUAUAGAAAAAAUUAUUCUCCAAAUAUCAAAGAUUUGUUUUCAAGGUUUUCUUUUGGCUCAUUGGUCUGUCUAAUGAGACCAUCUAAUGUCUGUGUAAGUACAGAAGUUUUGAAGCAGUACAUGUGAACAAAAAAUGAAGAGGCGAUUAUCUCAAAACAAAAUAAAUAUUGCUCACACAUAUUUGCUCACCACAUUACAACUGCUGAGCAUGGUGUGGGUAAUUGUGUGUUAAUUAUAAAAGAAGACACUAAGGGUUUAUUUUUCAUUCAGUCAAAGGUAAGUUAUAUACAGUUACCAAUUACUGUUGUUCUUUUCAUAACAUUUCGUGUGUUCAGUAUAUGCUUAUGUAUUGUAUGUAUGGUUCUCUUUGAGUAGCCAGGUUUUCAUAAGUUCUUAUACUACGGAUGCAUAGCACAAGGUUUUUUUUCCGUCAUCUAUUUGUAUCUGUGUCUGUUUUCUAGUUUAUACACUGUAAUGUAUGUUUGUGACAGUUUGUAUGCAGCAAGCAUGCUUUUAACAGCUUUUGUAAUUUGUGCAUAUGUAUAUAAAAUAUUCUUUACCAAUUAUUAACUUUUAGGUUCUGCUUUAAUGCUAUAACUGUGAGAAAUCACAUGAAGUAGCACAACCAAAAUAUUUGGAUGUUUAUGUAUGAGGUUUAUGGUUAUUAGCGUAUUAUUUUAUUUUAUAUGCUAUUAAUGAUGUUCUUCCUGUUGGUCAGUUACCCAGUUCAAUGUAUUCUUCAUAUCAGUGUUAUAUUAUAAUAUAAUGUACUAUAAUGUAGUACUAUAUGAUUUAGGAUCCUAUUCCUCUGCAUAUUAAAUACAUACACUUGGUCACGGCAUUAAAUACAUGUUGCUUGUAUUCUGAUUUUUUUUGGUUUGUUUCUCUUGAUGCAAACCACCAGGGGGAAGCAAGUGAUUAGCUCAUGGUAAAGAUCCUUACCCAUUUCCUGUUUUUUUUUUUUUUUUUUUUUUUUUUUGAGUCAGGUAUAACAUGCUAAUAUUUCAGUCUUUUAUCUAGGACAAAACCCAUUCAGGAAAAAAAAUAUAUAUAUUACUUAGGACAGUACUUUACACUUUAAGCUAGCACCACUAACUAUCCAAUACAGCUACUCCAGAACUAAGUGUGUAAAAAAUGUGUGAACUUGACAAGCAUCCAUGUGAAACUAACAGACUAGGAGCCUCUCCCUAAAUCCAUAAUCCCCUCGUUAUAUCUCUGUGUGUGUGGAUGUGUGACAUGGGAGACAGAGAGGCAAACAUGCAUGAAGUAUGUGCUGCUCUGUUACCCUGCUGUAGAGCUCUUACUAAUGAUCAAUUGUCUAUGAAGUUCCAGAGCAUUUAGUUUGAAAUUAAUCUGAACAACUUUUACAACCGAAUACCACAAAUGGAAAAUAUUUCCAUGAGAUAGAACUUUUAGAUGCAGCACUGUUCCUUAAUUUUAAUGUUCUGUUCAUGGCUAAAAGACCCAUUAUAUGUUUUUAUAUUAGAGUGGAACAGUACUAAAUCCAUGAAUUAAUUUUCCAACAGGAAACUUAAUGUACCUGGCUAAAUUUCUGGCUCACCCUACCCUAUUUACACCAAACGGCCAUAACAUUAAAACCACCUGUCUAAUAUUGUGUAGGUCCCCAUUGUGCUGCCAAAACACACUGACUGCCAGGACUCCACAAGACACAAUCUGAAGGCGUGCUGUUGUAUCUGACACCAAGACAGUUGCAAGUUGUGAGGUGUGCAGACUUGUUUGUCCAGCACAUCCCACAGAUGUGUGAUCAUAUUAACAUCUGGAGAAUUUGGAGGCCAAGUCAGCACCUUUAACACUUUGUCAUGUUCCUCAAUCCAUUCCCGAAUAUUUUUUGAAGUGUAGCAGGGUGCAUUUUUUCUACUGAAAGAGGCCACUGCUAUUACUGUUGGCACUGCUGGAGUGUACUUGAUCUGCAGCAAUGUUUAGGUAGGUUUUACAUGUCAAAAUAACAUAAAAGAAUGCCAGGACCUAAGGUUUCCUAGCAAAUUAUUGCUCCAUGAUUGCUCAUUGUAGCAACUGUACACAGGCAGUACACAGGGGUCAGCAUGGCAAUAACACAUACACAGCAAGCUGUGAUACACUGUGUGUUCCGACACCUUUCUUAUCAGAGCCAGCAUUAUCUCUUUUUUUUAGCAAUUUUUCAUGCAUUAGCUCUUCUGUGGGAUCGGACCAGAUGGGCUAACUUUCUCUCAACAUCAAGGUUGACUUGCUGCUUAAUAAAUCCCACUCUAUGACAGAUGCUAUUGUAAUGAUAUAAUCAAUGUUAUUCACCUGUCAGUGGUUUUAAUGAUAUGGCUGGUUGGUGUAAAGCCCAUCUGUGGAUUAAACAUUGAAUUGAUUAGUAUACUGUUAACUCCAGAUAAUGGGAAUUUAAACAGAAUUU
Molecule: messenger RNA, 5045 nt
Organism: Hemibagrus wyckioides
Lineage: Eukaryota; Metazoa; Chordata; Actinopteri; Siluriformes; Bagridae
Gene: cttnbp2nla
Product: CTTNBP2 N-terminal like a
Exons: 5
Coding region: 137-1822 (561 amino acids)
Source: RefSeq, a predicted model, not a curated record